Messenger RNA from Penicillium taxi, 435 nucleotides. RefSeq lists its product as uncharacterized. The record is from RefSeq and is a predicted model, not a curated record. NCBI's taxonomy places the organism in Eukaryota, Fungi, Ascomycota, Eurotiomycetes, Eurotiales, Aspergillaceae. The coding region runs from base 1 to 435 and encodes 144 amino acids. The transcript is spliced from 2 exons.
AUGCCUUGGGAUUGUAAUUUCAACCAAACAGAAAGACAUAGUGAACUUGACGCCGACAACUCUUUGAUUCCCUAUCCAACAGACCAUCAUGAAUCUACUGUAUUUGCCCUACCAGAAACCCUAAUUCCUAACAACCCAACCUUUAUCCCCACACUUACCUCGCCGGUCUACGGAUUCCAUGAUUACUCGCUGGAUCAACCCAGAAUGCUGGAUCAUACUAUAUCUUCAUCUCACCUGAUUCAAAUGCCGAGCUCUGAUAUUUCUGCUCUACCAGUUUCGAGUUCAAACAAGACGAGGGCUCAAAACGUGACUCCGACAAAUGUUAUUCCCUCUCAAGAGCAGAUGGCAACCUAUGAUCAAGCUACUCGUGUCAAUGGGCAAACUGCAGAUAUUCAGGCACCUUUUCCAAUGACGGAUCUCUAUGGCGGCAUAUAA